AUGGACUCUGCCAAAGAGACUGCCAAAGAGACCUUCCACAAGGUCACCCAUCCUAGUAUGGACUCAAGCAAGAACACCCAACAGCCGGCCAACGCCGGCCUCGAGCGAGACCUGGAGCCCAAGCCGCAAAAGGUUCAUCUACCAUCCGAAGGCGAAGACAGUGUAUACACGCCGUCGGGUAAGCUCGCGGGAAAGAAGGCUCUUAUCACCGGAGGAGACUCUGGUAUCGGCCGUGCCGUAGCCAUCCUGUUCGCUAUGGAGGGCGCCACCGUGGCCAUUGUCUACCUCCCGUCCGAGGAAGCGGACGCACAGCACACCAAGGCCCAGGUACAGAAGAACGGCGGGAAGGUCAUCCUCAUCGCCAGUGACCUGUCCCUGUCGAUUAAUUGCAAGGAUGUCGCAAAUCUGGCUGUAGAAGAGCUCGGCGGGAUCGAUAUCUUGGUUAAUAACGCUGCUACUAGGCAGGAGCAAGGAGAUAUUUGUGACAUUUCCGAGGAACAGUGGGCGUCCACUUUCCGCGUCAAUUUGGACUCGUACUUCCAUCUUACCAAGUACGUGCUGCCACAUUUGUCUAGGGGCGGCGUGAUCAUCAAUAGUGCGUCCGUGGACUCCUAUAUCGGCGUCCCCAGCCGACUCGACUAUGCGACGAGCAAGGGCGCCGUGGUUGCCUUCACUCGUGCACUCUCCAACCAGCUGGUUAAGAAAGGUAUUCGCGUUAACGCAGUUGCUGCUGGGCCGGUGUGGACGCCACUUGUGGCCGCAGGCGUGAGCGAGCAGAGUCAACAGGGUCACGGGUUGGGGAAUUGGACACCGAUGGAUAGAGUGGGACAGCCGAGUGAAAUUGCGACAAGUUAUGUAUUCCUCGCAUCUAAGGAGAGUACAUUUAUGAGUGGGCAGACCCUGCAUCCCAAUGGGGGCAUUGUUGUCAAUGGUUAA
Messenger RNA from Fusarium fujikuroi IMI 58289, 936 nucleotides. RefSeq names its product related to short-chain alcohol dehydrogenase. NCBI's taxonomy places the organism in Eukaryota, Fungi, Ascomycota, Sordariomycetes, Hypocreales, Nectriaceae. The transcript has 2 exons. The record is from RefSeq and is a predicted model, not a curated record. Bases 1 to 936 code for a protein of 311 amino acids. Gene Ontology annotation, molecular function: oxidoreductase activity.